Messenger RNA from Cuscuta campestris, 2729 nucleotides. NCBI's taxonomy places the organism in Eukaryota, Viridiplantae, Streptophyta, Magnoliopsida, Solanales, Convolvulaceae. The record is from the annotation of a GenBank genome assembly.
ACUAAAUCGCUCUUAUCCGAACCAAACACAGGCAUGGAAGCAGUGGUUUGCAGCUCGAGCUGCUUUUUCUCAUCGUCUUCUUCAAUUUCCUCUCAAAUUCAGCGCAGGAGAAGCAGCGGGAAGCUUUCUGAUCCCAUUAGACCACCGAAGAAGAGAUUUCCCUCGUCCAGAAUAUGCGCACUCAACAACGCUAACAGCGCUCUCGAGCAGCUCGACAUCGAGCGCGGAGUUUGCAUCCCUUUCCGCAAAUACUCCCCCGAAUCAGUGAAAAGUAAGGUAUUGGAGUCUAGGGGGGCUAUAUUGUCCUUGAUUGGCAGAGGGGUAGAGAUAGUGUGGAGUUUGGGUCUAUAUUGGACGACUUUGCUGUAUGACUAUGCUGUGGGUCGUGAUCAAGAGGUUGUUCCUUUCAGGGCUGUGCAGUUAAGGAAACUCUUGUGUAACCUGGGUCCUUCUUUCAUCAAAGCCGGACAGGUGCUUGCAAAUAGACCAGAUAUUAUUAGAGAAGAUUACAUGAAUGAACUUUGUAUUCUUCAGGAUGAUGUUCCUCCUUUUCCUAAUCAGUGGUUUAGGUUGCUUUCAACAUCAUCGAAGAGGAAUUAGGUCAACCUCUAGAAGCUGUUUUCAGACAAAUUUCAUCGAAGACUAUAGCAGCUGCAAGUUUGGGUCAAGUUUAUCGAGCUACAUUACGUGCAACAGGGGAGGAUGUUGCUAUUAAGGUUCAGAGGCCUCAUAUCGAGCCUAUCAUCUACCGAGAUCUUUUUCUUUUCCGGACGCUGGCUUCAUUCUUGGAUGGGAUCAGUCUUCAAAAAUUAGGCUGCAAUGCACAACUUAUAGUGGAUGAAUUUGGGGAGAAACUAUUAGAGGAGCUAGACUAUACAAUGGAAGCUCGGAAUAUUGAAGAUUUUUUGGAAAAUUUCAAGAAUGACUCCACAGUCAAAAUUCCUCGGGUCUACAAACAGCUUUCUGGUCCACGUGUUUUAGUAAUGGAAUGGAUUGAUGGAAUACGGUGCACGGAUCCAGAGGCAAUCAAGGGGUCAGGAAUUGAUAUAGAUGGAUUUUUGACUGUUGGAGUUAGUGCAGCCUUACGGCAGCUGCUUGAAUUUGGUUUGUUCCACGGAGAUCCACACCCUGGGAAUAUCUUUGCUAUGCGUGAUGGCCGCAUUGCAUAUGUUGAUUUUGGGAAUGUUGCUGUUCUGAGUCAGCAAAAUAAACAAAUUUUGAUUGAUGCUGUCGUCCAUGCCGUAAAUGAGGACUAUGCUGAGAUGGCCAAGGAUUUUACUAGGCUUGGAUUCCUAGCUAGUGAUACUGAUGUAUCCCCCAUUAUUCCUGCUUUGGAAGCAAUUUGGCGGAACUCGCUUGAAAAAGGACUUGCUGAUUUUAACUUUAGAAGUGUAACAGGAAAAUUUAACCAAUUAGUUUACAACUAUCCCAUUCGUAUUCCGGAGAGGUUUUCUCUAGUUAUUCGUUCUCUAUUGACUCAAGAAGGCAUCUGUUUGACAUUGAAGCCAGACUUCAAAUUUCUUGAGGUUGCCUAUCCUUACAUUGCGAAGCGCCUUCUUACCGAUCCUAACCCUGCUUUGCGGGAACGCCUUAUGCAGGUUUUGUUCAAGGAAGGUGCAUUCCAGUGGAAACGGCUUGAGAAUCUAAUCAUUCUUGCCAAGGAAAACGUGGUAAAGAUGAGCAGUAACCCUGCUCUAAAAGGGAAUAAUAGCAUGUAUAAUAAAGACAUUCAAGUUGAGCGAAAGUUGGAUCUCACGGACACAAUCAAGGAUGGAGCUCGAGUUGUCCUUCUGGAUAAAGUUAUUCGCAGGCAGCUUCUUCUUGCUCUCACUGAAGACUCAAAACUUCACAUUCAAGAGCUUGUGGAUGUAUACAGACUGCUUGAGGAUGAAAUAGACCUACCUUCAGUGGCAAGGGCAGUUGUGGGAGACCUUCCAUCCAUUGCUCGAGAUGUCAUGCUGUCAUGGACCAACUCUGUUUUAUCUGAUACUUGAGAGGUAAUUUUGCCAUGCCCCACUUUUUUUUUCUUUCAGGAUGCUAUAUAUAUUAUAUCCUCUCUUUUGUGCUGCUUAUUGGUUAGUAUUGUAUACUUAUACAAGGGGGGGGGGGGGGGGGGGGGGGCACAAAUUAUUCGUUACAGUCAUGGAAUGAGGUGAACGUUGGUUAAAGCAUGCCGGCUGUGAAAUAAUAUAUAUUGUUCCUAUGUAAUUGUAAUUUUCCUGCUGUAAAAUAAUCCUUUUUUUAAAAAUAAUACUCCGUAUUUGUUAGUUAAACCAUUUUUUAUUUAUAAACUAUUGUCUUCGGCAUGCUAUUCGAAAGUUAGUGAGGGUGAGAGCACUGUGUCAUUUUCACGGAAGAGGGUGCUCGGAUCAUUAGUUCCACAUUCCAGCAGAGGCUCGACCCAACAGGGGGCAGUUGGAAGAUCCUAAACGACGUGACAGUGGACUUUUACUGGAGAGAGUUUCAGAAAACAUGCCACUUGGGACCCUCGCAUUGAUGAUAGGGUUAUGUUCCGUGCUUGGCGAUCGAAGGCUAAAAGACGAUACACCGACUGGCUCUCAUCUAUUAGGAAUGAGAAGAAAGGAACAGAGAAGGUGCAGCCACUUGUACCGCAAUCGUGGAAGGAGUAUUGGAAGUCGCCAAUGUUUUUGACACCUCUUGCCUUGUUAAUUGUGCAACGCCCGUCGAAGAUAUAUUUUUUUAAUCUAAAAUGAAAACUGCAAGGAGAG